UUUGCUAGCUUUAACCGUUGCACCACUCCCAGACACUGUCGACGUUAGGGUCCUCCUCCUGCCUCUUUAAACUGCCUCCACCGCCGAACCGACGACAUUUUUGGGGGUUCGGUCUUGAGCAUCUCAUUCCAACACACCCGUACCUCCCCGCGUUUCGGAUGAUAUUUCUUUCUUUUGGCGGAACGUCUGGAACAUUGACACACAGACGGAGCUGUGUUGGCUAGUGUUGGGUGGUUGGAUAAAAACAGCAGGGUAUCCGGCCCCGGGAGCUCCGGAGAUCCGGCUGGAAACGAGGGAAUUCACCAUUUUCAGGCCGUGCACUGCCCCGCUAUGGAGAAGAUGAAGAGGAUAAAGAGGCGUCUGUCGUUAACACUCCGCCCCAGUCUGACCAUCGACGAGUCACUGUCUGAACUAGCUGAGCAGAUGACCAUAGAGGAUGGCGGCACCAAGGAUAAUGAGCCCUUCAUGAGGAACGGUCGGCCCCCCACCUCUCACAGCAUGCACUCCUUUCUGCACCAGUACACCGGCUCCUUCAAGAAACCGCCCUUGCGUCGGCCGCACAGUGUCAUUGGUGGAACUCUUGGGUCCUUCAUGGCCAUGCCACGCAACGGCAGCCGCCUGGACAUUGUUCACGAGAACCUGAAAAUGGGAUCUGAUGGAGAGAGUGACCAGGCAUCAGGAACGUCAUCAGAUGAGGUUCAGUCCCCGACCGGCGUCUGUCUGAGGAACAGAAUUCACCGACGGAUCUCCAUGGAGGACCUCAACAAGCGCCUGUCUUUGCCUGCUGACAUCCGUAUUCCCGACGGCUACCUGGAGAAGCUGCAGCUCAGCAGCCCGCCCUUUGACCAGCCGCUCAGCCGACGCUCCCGCCGAGCCUCGCUGUCUGAGAUCGGUUUUGGGAAGUUGGAGACGUACAUUAAACUGGACAAGCUGGGAGAGGGAACCUACGCCACAGUGUUUAAGGGACGCAGUAAGCUGACUGACAACCUGGUGGCACUGAAGGAGAUCCGUCUGGAGCACGAGGAAGGAGCUCCGUGCACGGCCAUCAGAGAAGUGUCACUACUGAAGGACUUGAAACACGCCAACAUUGUGACGUUACAUGACAUUGUCCACACUGACAAGAGCCUCACACUGGUCUUUGAGUACCUGGAUAAAGAUCUGAAGCAGUACAUGGAUGACUGUGGAAACAUCAUGAGCAUGCACAAUGUGAAGAUCUUCCUGUUCCAGAUUUUGCGAGGGCUGUCAUAUUGUCACAAAAGGAAAGUUCUUCACAGAGACCUGAAGCCACAGAAUCUUCUCAUCAAUGAGCGAGGAGAGCUCAAACUAGCUGAUUUUGGCCUAGCGAGGGCCAAGUCUGUCCCAACUAAAACCUAUUCCAAUGAGGUGGUGACUCUCUGGUACCGGCCUCCUGAUGUUCUGCUGGGAUCGUCGGAGUACUCGACACAGAUCGACAUGUGGGGUGUGGGCUGUAUAUUCUAUGAGAUGGCUGCAGGUCGGCCUUUGUUCCCAGGCUCCACUGUGGAGGAUGAGCUCCACCUCAUUUUCAGACUACUGGGCACGCCCGCGGAGGAGAACUGGCCGGGAAUCUCCUCCAUUGAAGAGUUUAAAUCAUACAACUUCCCCAAAUACAAGCCACAGCCCCUGAUCAACCACGCCCCAAGGUUGGACGGUGAAGGCAUCGAGCUGCUCCUGGCUUUCCUCAAAUAUCAGUCUAAAGCGAGAGUUUCAGCUGAUGAAGCGAUGAAACAUUCCUACUUCAGGCAGCUUGGGAUGAGAGUCCACACACUGCCUGAGAGCAUAUCGAUAUUUACGUUAAAAGAAGUGCAGCUGCAGAGAGACCCUGGUUACAGGAACUCCUCGUACCCAGAGUCAGGUAACAGCAGCAUCAACAGAAGGCAAAGCAUGCUCUUCUAGUGUUUUCUGGAGAGGACGGUCAGGUGACCAGCUUCAACUUCACCUCCAAGCAGCAUCUCGCAUGAGCCCACCUUCCCUUGGAGUGUCACACACACGCACACACACACGCACGCACGCACGCACGCACACACACAUACAUACACACACACACACGUUUGAAGACUGUUUAUUUAUUGGGGGUGAGGUUGGAUUACUUUGCUGCUAAAAUACUACUGUUUUUAUGUGACACACCGUGUGUGUGUGUGUGUCUGUGUGUUUUAGUGUACAUGAUAUGAACUCAAGACGCCAUGCACAGUUGUUACUGUUCUGUUUUUGACUUUAAUUAUUCGGCUUCUUUUGAGUCCAACUGACGUUGACGCUGUGAUGAAGAUGUUCUCGUAGUUCUGCUCUGAGACAAAAGUUUAAAAUCCUUCAGUCUUUUUAAAAAGUGUAUAUAUCUAUACAGUGAUAUAUAUAUAUUUGUAGAUAUAUAAAUAUAUUUGAAGAUGUUUUUUUCUUCAAGCUUCCGUGACUGAACUUCACAACAUUUCCACAUUUAAAGAACUACAACACUAGACCACGUUGGGUCUGUGACACUGAUGGAUCAAAUAUUUCAGAUGGACUUUUGUUUUUGUACGACGACCUGCUGCCGUUGAGGUUUACACUGAAAGUCCGACAUUGUUGGCUGAGAGCUAAACGAAGCAAACAGCCCCAUUAACGUCAGAAUGUCAAACUUAUGUUUUUUAAAUUCAGGCUGGCUCAUCAUUGGGACCAAAAACAAGGGGUGUGUGUGUGGGAGGAGUAACUGUUGGGAAAACUACUGGAGAGCUGGAAGGAAAGCUCAAUAGGAAGUUAUGUGACGUCCCACAGGAAGCCAGCUAACCCUCCUAAAGCCUCUCCGAACUGCCAGGACUAAUCGUUGCUUUUCUUGCUCUGUGUGCCGUCAGAAGCCUCCCCACAGGAACUCCUCAUCUCCAACUUGCUCUCCAGCAUGUUCCUUUCAUUUUUGUUCUUCUUAUUUUGAAUCAGGGUCUCGGGCCUAAACAUGGCCAAGUUCAACCAACAGUAUUAAAGUGUGGGCUCUGUCUGACCUUUGACCCCUCCUUGUGAAACAAAAGUGGCAUGUUUUUUUUUCCUGAGUCAGGGAAGGGGUGAGCACUGCUCUCCAGGAAAUUCACAGGUUUUAGAUUGAACUGCCAGCUAUGUUGUUUGAACCAGGAAAAGAUGUUGCAUAUUUUAAAUCUGCAGCGAUAAGAAAACCUCCUUGAAUCUAUACUAUAAGAAUCUGUUGGUGUGUUUUGCAUUCGUGGCAUUAUUUAGUGAAGUCUUUUCCUGCAGUUUUGUGAAUUCUAAAAAUAUUUUGUUUUAUUUGGAACAUCUGAAUAUUUUUAGAAUUUUGACGCCGUUCUCAAAUCUAAACAUGAAGCCACAUGGAUUUAUUGCGAGUUUUACAACAACUAAUAUUUUAUGUAUUUGCUCUAAUUUGUAUUUCGUCAUUGCUCAUUUUUUGUUCUAAAUGCAACUAAUUUAGUCUCACAUCAGCAUGACUUAGCACAACAGCUAUAAUUUAACUUUAAAUCUAGCAAACACAAAUCCACCAUUAAAGAAGCAAAGUGAGAAUCUGUGUAAAUGUGAGCUCUAAAAGGAUUUCAGGGAGGUUUUCUUGCUGCGGUAGCUCUUUUCUGGCUCAGCAUCAGAAUGAAAAUAGUUUUGUCUGCUGCUGAAAGGUUUGUCUGAGCAGCACUAGUGUUCUCUGUUACAACAGCUCAUGCUAGAAAAGGUGCUUCAAGCACCGGUGAGGCUCGAUUAACUUAAGUAUUCAUGUAAUAAUAGUAAUAUUAACAUUAAACACAGUUUGCAGCUUAUGGUGGAAAAAUCCAGAUUUUUUUUCUGCACAUUUUUCUCAAUCUGAAUGAUUUGACAUUGACCCGAUAUGAUACUGGAUCAGGCUAACGCGGGUUAUGAAAAUAAUGCUUAGAUAUGAUAUAAACAGGAAAAGUCAUUAUAUUAAUGGUAGAUGUCCUGUAUUGUGUGUAUGUGUGUUUACCUGCUUUGGUAAAAAUAAGUUAUUGUACAUUUAAUCCGGUCAAAGGAACGUUUGACUCUAAUCUGCAAACCGUGUUUCUGCUAAUAGAAGUUUGUACAUGAACAACAUGCACGAAAGAUUUUUAAACAAAAAAGCUCAAUAUUUAUCAUCGUAAAACUUUACAUUCUCAGAUGUAUGAAUGACUUAAUUUUAUAUAAUUACGUCUGAGCGAGGGUGCGUGUGUGCCUGAUGCAUGGAAGGCCUGCUGUGUUGUGAACUCGACCUCUGAAACACUGAGCUGCCAGUGACCUGUCAAUGUGUGACUCUUUUUACUGAACUAUUUAUUUCCCAUAACCAUCGAAAGUAAAUUUGAACUGUUUCAUAA
Molecule: messenger RNA, 4304 nt
Organism: Nothobranchius furzeri (turquoise killifish)
Lineage: Eukaryota; Metazoa; Chordata; Actinopteri; Cyprinodontiformes; Nothobranchiidae
Gene: cdk17
Product: cyclin dependent kinase 17
Biological process (GO): protein phosphorylation
Cellular component (GO): nucleus; cytoplasm
Molecular function (GO): ATP binding; cyclin-dependent protein serine/threonine kinase activity
Source: RefSeq, a predicted model, not a curated record